GCGCUGGUGGCGCUGGUCGUGGUGGCGGCGUGCCGCGUGCUGGGCCUGUGGACGUGGCUGGCCGCCUGGGUGGCCUCCCCCAGGGAGGAGAAGGUGGCGCUCACCCGCGUUGACGGGCACUACGACGCCAACGGCGUGCUCAGCACUACGUCACCGAGUGUCGUCGCCUGGCAACAGCUGCGCAGCGUCGCCGUGGCGCAACAGAGAGACGGGCGAAGGCGAGCUGGCGGCGUCGAGGAGGCGGGGCUUCAUCUGCGGCGUCGAGAGUUCUCCUGGCGCGCCACUUGCCAGCCGGCCCGCCUCGCCCUGGCUGCCAUUCCCCAAGAAACAUCGAUCCCGCCGCAGCCACUGCGGCCCGCGCCCUCGCCGCCGCCGCCGCCGCCGCCCCCUGCGCCCGCCACCGACCUGGAGGUGUGCGACGUGCCGGCCGGGCUGCGGCGCGCCGCCUCCUGCGAGUCGGUCUGCUCGGACACGUCCGUCGUGCUGGGAGACCUCCAGGAGGCGCCCGUCGCCGGGUACCUCUGCGUCGGCCUCGAGAGCGACAGCAGCAGUGGCGAGCUGGUGGUGACCGUGCUGGAGGCCAAGGAGCUGGCCGACAGCCCAGACUCCUACGUGCGGCUCUCGCUCUCGCCCGACAGGAACUGCGUCGUGCAGACCAGGGUGUACCGGCGCAGCAGCUGCCCGAGCUACAAGGAGAAGUUCGUGUUCUCGCUGGACCCGGCGGAGCUGUCGCGGCGCACGUUGUCGCUGCAGGUGUUUGCCACGGACAAGGAGGUGACGACGCUGUUGGGCGAGGCCGAGCUGCGCCUCUCCGACAUCAGCAUGCGGCAGCCGGUCACCACGUGGCUCACGCUCACCGACACCGGCCAGCACGGCACAGAAUGGGGUGAGGUGAUGUUCUCGCUGAGUUACCUGCCCACUGCUGAGAGACUCACUGUCGUCAUAGUGAAGGCGAGAAACCUGAGGUUCUCUACCGAUCCUGUACCUGGCGACCCAUUUGUAAAGGUUUAUUUAUUGCAACAUGGGAAGAAAGUUCAUAAGAAGAAAACAACAACCAAACGUGGUGAACGUUGUCCUAUCUUUAACGAAGCAAUGAUUUUCAGUGUACCAGCUCAUGCUCUACAGACAAUACAGCUUCGGGUAACUGUUGCAGAAAAUACAGGAGAGCCACGAGCCCGUGCUGUGGGGCAUGUGAUUGUGGGUGCCCAAGCUACAGGGAAGGCACUCUCACAUUGGAGUCAAAUGUUAUCCUCUUUACGCAAGCCCAUUGCAAUGUGGCAUGUUCUACGCAAAUGACAAUUCACUGUUUAAACAAUGUAAAAUUAUUUUCUAACCAUUAUGUGUAAGUGAUUCGAUGGUACUAAUCUGGUGCUAUGCCUGCAACUUGCUAUGAUUCAGUAUCCUUCAUAUAGAGAUGACAUAAUUCUGUCAUGACUGUCAUACAAAGUUUCUUAAAAUCC
This is a messenger RNA of Schistocerca piceifrons (Central American locust), 1460 nucleotides long. RefSeq names its product synaptotagmin-12-like. Lineage: Eukaryota; Metazoa; Arthropoda; Insecta; Orthoptera; Acrididae. The record is from RefSeq and is a predicted model, not a curated record. Gene Ontology annotation, molecular function: calcium ion binding; calcium-dependent phospholipid binding; phosphatidylserine binding. The transcript has 10 exons. Gene Ontology annotation, biological process: regulation of dopamine secretion; calcium-ion regulated exocytosis; regulation of calcium ion-dependent exocytosis. The annotation marks the transcript as partial.